AUGCGGCAAGACCACCUUGGGCGGUUGCGUCGAGAAACCGUGGAUAUGUUUUAUCAUGGCUUCGACAACUACAUGGAGCAUGCCUUUCCUGAGGAUGAGCUUCGACCUCUGACAUGCCAACCCCUUACACGAGACCGAGAAAAUCCCGCCCAUAUCGGACUGAACGACGCCUUAGGGAACUACUCCCUGACACUCAUCGAUAGUUUAUCAACACUCGCGAUACUCGCAAGCGGACCCGAAGAUGGCUCGGGAACAGGACCAAAUGCUCUGAGUGACUUCCAAGACGGCAUAGCGGAUUUCGUACGAUACUAUGGCGACGGUCGCCCAGGUAUUUCAGGGCAAGGCAAACGGGCGAUGGGAUUUGAUCUCGAUAGCAAAGUCCAGGUCUUUGAAACCGUCAUCCGUGGAUUAGGAGGUCUUCUUAGUGCGCACCUCUUUGCCAUAGGUGAGCUGCCUAUUGCUGGAUAUACCGUGGAGCCUGCUUGGAGGGCCGAAGCCGAUGAUCCUCUCGAACUGGCACCUAUCGCUUGGCCGAAUGGUUUUAAGUACGAUGGCCAGCUUCUAAGACUGGCCCUCGAUCUCGGACAACGGCUUCUUCCAGCUUUCUAUACAGAUACAGGUAUACCAUACCCGCGAGUCAACCUCCGACACGGCAUCCCUUUCUACACCAGGUCUCCCCUGUUUCGUCAAAUGGGCGGCGACAAACCAGAAGAAUCCUCGGCAGAAAUCACAGAGACGUGCAGUGCCGGAGCUGGAAGUCUCACUCUAGAGUUUACUGUUUUGAGUCGACUGUCAGGGGAUGAUCGGUUUGAGCAAGCAGCUAAGCGGGCUUUCUGGGCGGUUUGGGGCAGAAGGAGUGAGAUUGGCCUCGUAGGCAACGGGUUGGAUGCGGAAGGCGGACAAUGGAUUGGUCCACAUGCUGGAAUCGGCGCAGGGAUGGACAGCUUCUUCGAAUAUGCUUUGAAGAGCCACAUCUUGCUGUCAGGACACGGCACGCCGAACAAGACCUCAACCAAUCGGCAGACCAGUACCAAGUGGCUUGAUCCCAAUACCAUACAUCCCCCUCUUCCCACCGAAUUGCAGACCUCUGAAGCAUUUUUAGAUGCAUGGCAUCAAGCGCAUGCUUCAGUCAAACGUUAUCUGUAUACCGACAGAAGUCAUUAUCCCUACUAUUCCAAUAUCCAUCGAACCACAGGUCAACCUUACACCAUGUGGAUUGACAGUUUGGGAGCCUUCUACCCGGGUUUGUUGGCUAUGGCGGGUGAGGUCGACGAAGCUAUAGAAGCGAAUCUUGUUUAUACUGCGCUCUGGACACGAUACUCUGCCCUGCCCGAGAGAUGGUCAGUUCGUGAAAAUAACGUUGACCAGGGGCUCGGCUGGUGGCCAGGUCGUCCUGAGUUUAUAGAGUCAACAUACUACAUAUACCGUGCCACGCAGGAUCCGUGGUACUUGCACGUUGGCGAAAUGGUGCUGAGAGACAUCGAGCGCCGAUGUCGAACAUCCUGUGGUUGGGCCGGCAUUCAGGACGUCAGGACAGGUGAACUAUCUGAUCGCAUGGAGAGUUUCUUCCUUGGUGAAACGACAAAGUAUAUGUAUCUGCUCUUCGACCCCGACCAUCCGCUCAACAAGGUCGAUGCUGCAUUUGUCUUUUCAACAGAGGGCCAUCCCCUUAUCAUUCCCAAACGGAGUCGUUCGAAGCCUGCUCUGUGGCGUUCUUUGGCAAAACAGCAAGCAGCCAGUAAUAAUACUGAGGAUGAGAGUUUUACUCGCACGUGUCCUGUCCCUACAGUCCCAGGGCUUGCUGGUUCUGCUACAGCUGCUCGUCCUGAUUUGUUCAGUGUCGCACUAUUCGUCGAUCUUCACAACACCCCCGACGUACACGGGCCGCUCGAGCCGGUGGAAGUUUUUGAUAAGAAAAAGGGUCUUGUAACGAAAUAUCGAGCCACAACCAAUUACACAAUGUUCCCCUGGACGUUGCCCCCAACUAUGCUGCCACAAGAUGGUGUAUGCACGGCACCCCCUGAGCGCGUGCUGGCUUGGAUAGAGUUCCCACCAGGUGACACAGCCAGUUCUCUCGUUUCUCGCUUCGGUACUUCACUCGUGUGGUACAGUCACAAUGGACCAACAGUGCGCAAUCUUGACAAUAUGCGGCUGCAAUUGGAGCGACAAGGCAGCAGAAAAGAAGAUGGAUUUUGGAGAAUUACGCAUGCGGCAGGUCGAGAGCUCGGCAGACACGAGAAUGUGUUUUUCCAUGCAGAGCAUGUGAGAAACUACAAGGAUGAGGCUUUCACUUGCCUCCGACGGAAAGAUAUGGUUGAGAUCGACCUUCUUCUCGACGCCCCCGAGAAAUUGAAUACCAGUGCACCCGCACCUGCUCCAGGUGUAAAUGCAUCUGGUGAAAUUCUCGAAAACCAUGCAGCACUGCCGUCAGAGUCCCUUUUCAAGUCAUUGCUCCGUGCCGUGAGCUCCGUCUUCGAACCGGCUUAUACGGACCUCCCGGAGUCGGAAGGGACCGACCCCGGCCCCACUACGCUCCGGUGGUCGGCCUAUACGGCGACCGGCCCAGGCGCAUUCCCGAUGCCGCCGAUUGUCGACACACCAAUGGCUGGCUCGCCAAGCUACAACUCUCGCAGACCUGCUGCCAACUUCCCUUGGCGCACUGUCUUCCUCGGUGGUCAAGCAUGCGAUGCUCCACUGCCCGAGGCAUCGUCCCGACAACACCAAAUCAUAGUCCUUCGACGUGGCGGCUGCUCUUUCAGUGAGAAGCUUGAGCGUAUCCCCAACUUUUCACCGUCCCCACACGCGUUGCAGCUUGUCAUUGUCAUUGACGAGGAUGAGGACGAGGAAGGUGUCGAGGACCUCAUACGUCCCCUUUUAACUGUAGCACAAAAGACACCCAGAGGUAUGGAGCGGCUCAACGGUGUGCCGAUGGUUCUCAUGCGUGGUGGCAAAGGUGACUAUGCGCGUUUUGGCGAGGCCAAAGGUGUGGGAAUGCGGCGCAAGUACCUGGCAGAGAGUCAGGGGAUGCUGAUAGAGAACGCCAUUGUCUUAUAA
Molecule: messenger RNA, 3054 nt
Organism: Fusarium coffeatum
Lineage: Eukaryota; Fungi; Ascomycota; Sordariomycetes; Hypocreales; Nectriaceae
Exons: 2
Coding region: 1-3054 (1017 amino acids)
Biological process (GO): carbohydrate metabolic process; mannose trimming involved in glycoprotein ERAD pathway; endoplasmic reticulum mannose trimming
Cellular component (GO): membrane; endoplasmic reticulum
Molecular function (GO): calcium ion binding; mannosyl-oligosaccharide 1,2-alpha-mannosidase activity
Source: RefSeq, a predicted model, not a curated record